This is a messenger RNA of Calliphora vicina (urban bluebottle blowfly), 654 nucleotides long. RefSeq lists its product as uncharacterized. The record is from RefSeq and is a predicted model, not a curated record. Lineage: Eukaryota; Metazoa; Arthropoda; Insecta; Diptera; Calliphoridae. The transcript has 4 exons. Bases 16 to 597 code for a protein of 193 amino acids.
GUGGGAAUAGGAAAAAUGCAAUUAUUUUGUGUUAAUCUUUUAGUCAUUUUAUUCAUUUUCAUUUUAUCGGCACAGUUAAAUGUGGACGGUCAAUUGUUGUCAUCGGAAUACGAAGUACAUUCAAAUGAAACCCACGACACAAACCUGCCAACGUUGAAGAGAGGCAAACGAUAUUUGGAUUUCACCAAAGGAUCUCGUAUGUCGUGGCGUACCACAGUUAAAAACAACAUUCUUAAAGUGAAUACAUUGUGGGGCUAUGGUUUUGGUUUUCGUGCCAAUUUUCCAUUUCCAGAUAAGGCAGAUCGUAGGAGGCCGUUUUUCAAAAGAGAUGUUUUUCAAUCAUUAACAGAUGUUUUAGAUGGUAAUGGUCUGGAUGGUCAGGCUUGUGUAUUGAAAUCAUAUUGUACAGCCCAUUUGGAUGCGGAAAGUGAAUUCAGUAGUGGAAUGUUGUUCAAACUCUUAAAAUAUAUAUUUACUUUAGAUGAUGACGACAAACGACAUUUUCCCUAUUUGAGACAUGAUAAUUGCCACCAAAUACUACACAGUCAUUGUCCACUCAGCUUUAAUAAUAUAUCGCCAUUCACGGAUGAUGUGUAAUCGGAUGCAAAUAUUGGAUUGAAUUUUAAAUAAAAAAUUAAGAGACGUUUCUAAAAA